Linum tenue is the source of this 1976-nucleotide messenger RNA. NCBI's taxonomy places the organism in Eukaryota, Viridiplantae, Streptophyta, Magnoliopsida, Malpighiales, Linaceae. The record is from the annotation of a GenBank genome assembly.
AUGGGCUCCGUCCUCUCCUCGCGGAGUUUUGAACUCUCCGGCUGCUACUUCAGUUUUCUUCUCCAGCAGUGGUCGUCGUCGUCACUCGUCUGUUCUAAUCUAAUAAUAAUCAGUAGCUCCGGCGAAGUUCCAUCAUCGGGCAAAUUCCUCCUCCGGCUUCAAUCGCUCGUCAGCAGAAGAAUGAGCAAGAGACCACCGCCUGAUCCCGCGGCAGUCUUGAGAGGCCACCGUGCCUCGGUGGCGGACGUCUGCUUCCAUCCCUCCAAACCUAUUCUGUUCAGCGGCUCGUCGGACGGUGAAUUGCGGAUUUGGGACAUAGUCCAGCAUCGAACGCUGUCGUCUUCAUGGGUGCACAGUGCGGCUCACGGCAUCCUAACAGUGGCUAGCAGCUCUGAAAUUGGAGCCAACAAAGUAAUUAGCCAGGGGAGAGAUGGAACUGUCAAGUGCUGGGAUAUUCAAGAUGGUUCCCUCUCCAGGGCGCCUCUUGUUACCAUUAAGACAAGCUCUUACCACUUCUGCAAGCUGUCACUAGUCCAAAUGCCGGCUGCUGGUGCUGGAGCAGCCAACUGGUGUAGAAAUCAACAAGAGAAGGAGAAUGUGGGUGUUGUCUACGAUGGUAGAGGCAAUCUUGGUGAAGAUGAAUCAGAGAGCUCUAAUAGUGCCGAAGAAGAUAGUCAUUGCGGCGGACCAAAUUGUAUUGCUGUAGCAGGGGAGUUGACUUCGGAGGUUGAGUUAUGGGAUCUUAAAAGUGCUGAGAGGAUUGCACGAUUACCUGAAAGCAGCUCAACUGGCUCUCCUAGUAUUUCUGGCAGCCAAAGAGGGAUGUGCAUGUCGGUUCAAGCAUUUUUACCAUCGAGUUCACAGGGAUUCCUAAAUGUCCUGGCUGGUUAUGAGGAUGGUUCCAUGCUUUGGUGGGACAUUCGCAGUGCUGCAGGUCCUCUCACUUCUGUGAAGUAUCACUCGGAGCCUGUUUUAAGCAUAUCCAUUGAUGGGUUCUGCACAGGAGGAAUCUCUGGAUCUGCUGAUGAUAAGAUUAUGUUAUACAGUUUCGAUGCAUCCACGGGCUCUUGUAUCAUAAGGAAAGAGAUAAGCUUGGAGCGGCCAGGCAUAUCAGGCACCUCAAUUAGACCAGAUGGAAAAAUUGUGGCUACUGCUGGUUGGGAUCACAGAAUAAGGGUAUAUAACUACCGCAAAGGAAAUGCAUUGGCAAUUUUGAAGUAUCACCAAGCCACGUGUAACGGUGUCUCUUAUUCACCGGAUUCCAAACUUUUGGCCUCUGCUUCAGAAGACUCAACAAUUGCUCUGUGGGAAUUAUACCCCCCUUCUAUAUCCAAUUGAGCACAAAGCAGUUCACCUAGACAGAUUCUUCCUAAUAUGUAAUCUCUCCCCACCACUUCCAGCUAAGCAGACCAAUGCCAGCCAUUUCCACUGUCGAAGCUCCGAAAUCCUUGUAGAAGGGAACUUUCUUUAGUUGACACUUGACCACCAUUGAGGCAGUCGUUUGCUAUCCGACAUCAGAGCUUGGUCAGACUUGCAAUCCCAAGUUUUCUGCCAACUUAGGUUCUGCAUGAACAAUGCAUCGAGCGAUGGGUGAAACCUAGGGUUUGCUCGCUUGAGAGCACUGCACAACUACGUCUUUCAACUCGAUACCCUAGGUUGGAUGUCAAACUUUCUGGUAAUGUUUCUCCAAGGGCUCGGCAGGUCUCGAGAGCUGCUUCUCCUUGGCUGAACGCAAGCGGCCAGCACGAGCCUCCUGUCUGAAUUUCCCAGUUAAUCGGAAACUGAAGCGAUCGACUACUCUGUCAAACGAUUUCUAUGUUUAGCUUCCCGGUUUUCUGUCUGUGAGUAAUCUAUCGGAAGUUUGAUUUUCUUGCUUGUGAGACACGAUACAGUAUGUCCGUGGAACUUUGAAGCUCGAAUCACAGAGAUUUUAUUAUUCAUUCAUGUGUCAUCAAAAGAAUCUUCUUUACAACUGA